GGUUGCUUUUGCGCUUACGGUCAGUGGGGGCAGUCGCGUGCACACAUAACGGGGGUCUCUUUGGUCUUUGUGCAGCUUGGCGCGUGAAAGAAUUUAUUUGCAGUUUAGGGUAACUUUUUAGUCGUGUUGUUUUUAGGUUUUCUACUGUACAAAAACGUUUUAUUUUUAAAAACAGAACUAAUUUGACACGUAUAAAAUAGCUCGUUGUAUACGGACCGACAGAGUCCGAAAAUCAGAAAACUAACUCGCUAGCUAAGAAGAAUAACCGCCAUACAUACACAAGAUGGAAAUGGAGAAAAGAAUCAACUUGGAGCUGCGGAACAGGAAACCAGCUGAGGUAAAGGAACUGGUAUUGGACAACUGUCGUUCUGAUGAUGGCAAGAUUCUUGGUCUCACCGCCGAAUUCGAAAAUCUGGAAUUUCUGAGCAUGAUCAACGUCAAUCUGGUUUCACUCGACAACUUGCCCAAACUUCCCAAACUUCGCAAGCUCGAGCUGAGCGACAACCGCGUGUCGGGGGGGCUGGAGGCCCUCGCGGAGAAGACGCCCAGCCUGACCCACCUGAACCUCAGCGGCAACAAGAUCAAGGACCUCGGGACCCUGGAGCCCCUGAAGAAGCUGGCGAUGCUGAGCAGCGUUGACCUGUUUAACUGCGAGGUCACCAUGCUGCUGGACUACAGGGACAGCGUGCUGGACCUCCUCCCGCAGAUCACCUACCUGGACGGGUUCGACGCUGACGACCAGGAGGCCUUGGACUCCGACCACUCGGGCCUGGAGGACGAGCUGGACGACGAGGAAGAUGGUGAGAGUGGCGGUGAGGAUGAAGAUGAGGAUGAGCUGGAUGUGGAGGAUGAAGAUGAUGACGAUGAAGAGGUUGACGUGGAGGAUGACGAGGAAGAUGAGGAAGAUGAAGGUGGGGACAGUGACGAGGUGGAUGAUGAGGAUGAUGACGAUGAAGUUUGCUGUCCAGAAAGCCAUGGAGAGAAGAGGAAGAGGGAGCAAGAGGAUGAAGAUGACGACGACGAUGAAGAUGAUGAGGACGAUGAAUAAGAUCCGGCAGACUGGCAAAGUGCCGUCUGCGUGGGCCCCCGCUGAUCUUUCUGGGCUGGGGGGGGCACAUCAAAGACUGGAGGUGCUUCGCUGCAGAGUUUGUGGGGAGGGGGGGUGGGAUGUUUUUUAACUUGGGAGGGGGGAGGGGGGUGGGGGUAGGGCAUGGCAAGGUUUAUUAAUCAGCAAGCUUGAAAUGAUCCUGUUUCUCUCUCCACCGCCCCCACCCACCCCCUCAAGCCAAAACUCCAGCCACUAACCUUUGCUCUUUUGAAGGCCAGUUAACUCGAAUUGUCACCUGUUGAUUCAUUCCAGACCAUUUCGUCCACACUGUCUGCCUGCUGUUAUUGCCUUGCCCUCCUGUCUCAGUGACGUACACGCGCGUGUGGCUAACUGCGCAUGUGUGGGGCUAACUGUGCGCGCGCAUGGCUAACUGCGUGCGUGCGGCUAAAUGCACACCGUGUGGCUAACUGCGCGCGCAUGGCUAACUGCGUGCGUGCGGCUAAAUGCACACCGUGUGGCUAAAUGUGCACCAUGUGGCUAACUGUGCGCGCGUGG
Molecule: messenger RNA, 1603 nt
Organism: Anguilla anguilla (European eel)
Lineage: Eukaryota; Metazoa; Chordata; Actinopteri; Anguilliformes; Anguillidae
Product: acidic leucine-rich nuclear phosphoprotein 32 family member B-like
Exons: 7
Coding region: 284-1048 (254 amino acids)
Biological process (GO): regulation of apoptotic process
Cellular component (GO): nucleus
Molecular function (GO): histone binding
Source: RefSeq, a predicted model, not a curated record